GAACCGCCCUCAGCUUGUACCAGCGCUCCCCUUCCCUGGCAGCACAAACAGCUCAUCACAUUUUCUAACAAUGGAGAGAAAAUUAAUACCAAGCCCAAAGCUGACAGUCUGUUGGUGAUGUUGAGUGAAUUGUGUUUUUUGGUUGUGAUGCAUAUCUUGAUGUUUAGGUUUGCAAGUCAAAAUAUAUGAAAUGUUUUCCUACGCACUAAAAGGAUAUUUUGGUCAAAGUGGUGCGAACACAGCGCCCUGAGGAGCUCCGCAGCGCAGCUACAUUUACAGCAGAAACACCAUUCAAAGCCUGGACAGCUCAGACAAAAAGAUGAAAACAGAUUUUAAAAAUGCAUUUUAGUCCUUAUUUGAUUAAACCGAAGUUUAAACAGAAUUUACAGUUUUUACAGAAUUGCCAGUUUUAGGUGUUUUCACACCUGACAGUGUGAUAAACUCCUUCGAUUGGGACCAAAGUUGCAACAUUUGUUUCAUUUUCAGCUGAGUAACCUGUUCCCCUCCUCGCCUGUGGGGGCGCUGCACCAAGAGCAAAUGAAGGAAACGACACAAAAACAUCCAACAUACUUUUCUUUCAGUGUGGAAAUGCUGAGACAUGAGUUUUGCAUUUAAAAAACGUGUAGACAUAUUAAUAUUUCCACAGUUCAUUAAAUUAUUUCAAUACAACAUGUCAUUUUCAGGGUUUUCCUUCACCCUGCAUCCAGGAAAUGGCGGGAAUAACCAUGGUAACCAGUGAUAGGAAGUUCUGAGUCGCUAUUUUUUAAAAUAUGUUUCAAAAAUAAAAAUCAGGUCUACGCAGUCACUUAAAUCAAGAAUGCAGUAAUUGUGCUUUGCCUGCAGGUGGCGAUAAUGUCGACUAAACCAGAUUUAAGGGAAGAUCCUGGAUAGUGCUGGCCUAAAACGCUGCUGUCCAUCUUUUCUUUGACAGACUUCAUCACUUGUGUUUAUUGUAAAUUUUCUCAAAAACAUUUUUGUAAAUUUUUGUCAAAAACUUUGUAUUGAUGCCAACUCCGACCUGCAGGUGGCAGUAUUUCUUAUUUUCACCACUCUGCUGCCUCAGCCUGACCUGAUGUCAGGUUAUCUGUGAUGGCUGUGUUAAGCUAGCUCUUCUCUUAAAAAAAUUAAAAUGUUUGUCUGCCUGAUUUUUUUCUUUUUUUAGAUUUUGGAAGGAAAAAAUGUUGCCAGUGAUUCUUGAGAAUAGGGACAAAACAGGUCCCAUGGAUAAAGUACAAAAUUUGAAUAAAAUAUACACCAAAUAUAUAUUUUUUAAAUAUCUGACUAAACUAACCUGGGUCAUCUGAGCACAACAAUGUAUGUUUUCCUGGUGUUUGCUGAAUAUUUUUUUAUUUUAAACAUUGUAGUAGGUGAAUGGUGUCUGUAAAAGCCCUUGUCCUGGUGUAGAACUCAAUACAUUAUCAUAGUUUAAAAGAACUAAAAUAAUUAUAUUUAGUUGUCAUAAUAUAUUAUUUUAUAAGUAUUCAAACAACUAACUUCAUAACUAUCAAUGAAUGCAAUUAAAAGUCAUUUAAUGUAUUUUCAAAUUCAAUUGAAAUUGUGUCCUCAGUUUUUGUCAACACCGUCAGACAUAGAAAGAAUGUGAAAAAAAUCAGGCAUUAUUGAAGGGCACCAGAAAUUCUGAGGACCCCAUGACCACUUCCUUUCUCUUCCUGUGCUUGGGGGGAUAAGCAGCUCUGGUAAGCUUAUAUUAUUCUUUUGUUUUUUCUUCUUUUUUAUUCCUAAGUUGUUUGUCACAACCAUAAAGUGUCAACACCAUAAGUAACAUUUUUCAAAAUUUUGAUGAAAUUUUGUUAAAUAAAUGCUUAAUUUUAGUAUAUUUUAAGGAUUUAAAAGAACUGAUGAGCUACAAUAUGGCCUCCUUCAGAAUAUCAUCAUAUAAAUGAAGUUAGCAUGGCGUUUUGUCAACUCCGUCAGAUGUCAACUCCAUCAGAUUUUUUAACUGACGGUGUUGACUCUCUUAGUGAUGGUGUUGACAAAUGUCACUUAAGUGUGCAGUUAAUUCAUUUUACUGUAUUUUACAUAAUUGACAGCACUUCACAUUCAUCAUGUAUUUCUUUUUAAAAAUGUUUCUGAUUAUUUUCAGCAACUUGUAAAGUUUAAUGGUUUAAAUUUAAUACAAUUUUAUUAGUCCUUUAAAAUUAAUAAGAUGUAGUUUAUUUUGUAAGGGAAGGGUAUGUUUAUCCCAUGACAAGCAGUGUACUGAUGAUAAUUGCCUAUAUUUCAGGCUACAAUGGCCAGAGAAAAGCUGUCAGUGGAGGAGCGCAAGAGAAGGAACAGGGAGUAUCAGAAAAGAAGGAGAGAAAAAAUAAAUAGCCAGCCUGAGCUGAAGGAAGAGUUUUUAAGAAAGGAAAGGAAAAGAUGGAGACAGAGAGUGGAAGAGGGAAAAAUAAAACAUAUCAAUAAUCUGGGUGAAAGAGAUAAGAGACAUAAGAGAAGACUUUGGAAGCAAAAACAAAAGGAGGCAAGAGAACGCAGAAGUACAAUCCUGUCACUAUGGACAAAAUCUCCCGCAGAUCACACUUCACACAGGCAUGUUCUACACUGGGCAACAAAAAGCAGGAUUCUGCACAAUCUCGGAGUCAAAGCGUCAGGAUGCUGCAGCCAUAUGGACCUAUAUGGAUCAAAUCCUCACAGAUAUUCACAUCAGAUAUCCGGCUAUAAACACUAUCCACUUUUGGUCUGAUGGUCCAAGCAAACAAUAUAAAAAUAAGAAGAACUUCUUUCUCCUCUGUGUUGUCCCGCAACGUCUGGGAUUUGAGAAAGCUACAUGGAAUUUCUUCCCAACAUCACAUGGCAAAGGCGCUCCAGGUGGCAUUGGGGUGACGGUGAAGAGAUGUGCUGACAGUAUUGUGCUGAGAGGUCAGGAUAUCAUAGAUGGCAAAUUAUUCUUUGACAAGGUGUCCAACAGCUUAAGUGGUGUCAAGCUGCAAUUUGUGACAAAUGAAGAUUUUCAGUCUUAUGACUCUCUCCUCCUGCAAACCCUGAAAUCAAUUCCAGGAACAAGAAACAUUCACCAAGUGCUAGCUCAGGGGAAUGUCAUCCAUUGUAGGUUCCUUUCAUGUUUUUGCGGAGAGCCACAGAUUUGCAAGUGCUUCAGUCCCACCAUUCACUCUUUUGGCAACACAACACAGGACCCAGAUGUCCAUGAAAGUUCAACCACUGCUAAAGUUCAAAAUCCUCUGGAGAUGCUGAUGGAGGAAAUGGAGAAGGAGCCGAGCAAGACACCUAAAGGAACAACAACCCUGAUAGAUCCUUGUGAUGUCCAAAGUGAAGACUGGCUUGUUGUGAUGUAUGAUGGAAAAUGGUGGCUGGCUAAAGCCUUACAAAUUGACAAAGAGCACGAAGAUGUACAAGUGGAAUUUUUUCAUCCUCAUGGACCAACUCUUAGCUUCAAGCAAAAACAAGGUCGUCGGGAUAUCUGCUUUGUGCCAUUUUCGGAUGUCCUAGUUAGGCUGAGAAAACCAUCCUCACCAGUCCGCACAAGCAGCACCAGGGGUGUAUACCGCAUUUCACCAGCUGUUAUGGAUUUUAUUGAAGGAGAAUAUGUGACACGUCUAUUGCCUGGGGAUUAAAUAUUCUGACUUUUAAGCGAUUUAGAAAGAUAUGAAUUAGUUCACAAUAUAUUUCAAAAAGUUCUGUCGUGUAUAUUUUUGUUUGUAUUCAUCUUUUACAUUUUGAUUGAAAAUCGUCCUGGUUGACUUCAGUGACAAAGGUACAUUCUCAAAAAUUUAGAUGUUCCUUGAAAUCUAAAUAUGGUUAUUUCACAUUUUUUCUUCAUAUCUUCACAUUCUACAACAUUUCAGCAUUUAAUUCUUCUUAAAUGUCAUUUCAAGUUCAGUGUUUUCUUUUUACUUACUAGUUUGUCACCACCAUCAGUUUUGUGUCAACACCGUCAUGUGCCGUCAACUCUGUCAGAUGUAGUUUAUGUUGCAUUUUGUUUAAAAUAACAUUUAUUUUGUUUCUUGAUAGGCAUUUGUUUGUGAAAUGUCUGAAUUCAUGUAUUUGGUGCAUAUGUGUUUUUUACUAAUAAAUGACACUGUUCAUUGUGGUGAUUACUUUCAAAAUUGUUUUUUGUAUCAAUUGAACUGGAGUAAUUAAAUACAGACUAAAUAAAUGUUUAAA
This is a messenger RNA of Xiphophorus couchianus (Monterrey platyfish), 4143 nucleotides long. RefSeq lists its product as uncharacterized. The transcript has 2 exons. The coding region runs from base 2553 to 3593 and encodes 346 amino acids. The record is from RefSeq and is a predicted model, not a curated record. NCBI's taxonomy places the organism in Eukaryota, Metazoa, Chordata, Actinopteri, Cyprinodontiformes, Poeciliidae.